AAGAUGUUUUCUUUGUCUUUGAUUUUGAGCAGCUGAAUAUGGUGUUUUCUUUCUAAAAAAGAUUUUUAAUCCUGGCUAUGGUUUUCUGAACCUGGAUGUGUCAUGUGGUGUCUUUCAUUAUACCUGAAAAAAAAUUUGCCAUUGUUUUUAAAAUAUUUCUUCUCCCUCAUUCUCUCUUCUUCUUCUGUUACUCCAAUUACACAUAUGUUAGACCAUUUGAAAUCACUCCAGGGCUUCUGCUUGCUCUUUUACGUCUGAUGUUUCAUUUGUUUGUUUUCCACUUUUUCCUCAUGUUUUUUAGCUUGGAUAAUUUCUGUGGACUUAUCUGGAAGCUCACUGCUUCUUUUCUUAGAUGUGUUGAGCCUACUCAUGAGCCUGUUGGAGGUAGCCUUCCUCUCUAGCAUUUUCAUUGGACUCUUUCUUAGCAUUUCAAUCUCUGUGCUGAAGAUCCUCACCUUUCCAUUCAUAUUGUUUACUGUUUCCACUAGAACCUUUAACAUAAAUUUCUCUCUGACAAUCCUUGCAUCUGAGUCAUAUCUGAAUCUGGUUCUACUGAUUUUUGUCUCCUGGUUGUGGUUUUUGUUUUCUUUUUCUUUUUUGUGCCUCAUAAUUAUUUACUGAAAGCCAGUCAUUGUAUGUGAGACAACAGUAUUUCUAUCUGGAAAUGAACAUUCCCCAUUAGGUUGUCGUCAUGGGGGUUUGAGUCAAUCGAGCUAGGAGUUGAGCUGGAUUUGAGUUUUGCUGUUGCUGUGGUCACCUUGAGGGUAGCACGACCUUGAACUUGGGGUUAAGGAUGGUUUGCUGCAGGACUUUUCUCAAUGUGCCUCCUCUGCACCUUUAACUUAGGUCUUCUUUGCAUGUCUGCCCUUGAGACAGGGCCUGUUGGUGCCUCUCACUCAGGAGGGCUGCUCUUGCUUGUUUCUCUCUGCCCUGGUCCAGCUCAGUCUCAGGCAGGACUCACAUCCUUCAGUCUCGGAGUGGGAUUUUUUUCAGUAAUCCUGUUCCUUCCCUGGAGAUGGAAGACCUCUGAAGGGCUGAGUGUACAUAUGUUUGAACCCCUCCCUUAGAGGUGGAAUUAUAUUCUUGUUGUUUUCCCCAGCCACAGGUCCCUAGGUGACAGGAUUUUCUGCUCCUCUGUCCCUGGCAUCUCCAGGCAUCUGUUCCAUAAGGAAGAACUGUGUGGUGGGGUUUUUUCCCCUACUCCCUACCACAGUGGUGACUGCUCCCCUCCCAGGGUCUCUGCCAUCACAUAUUGCUUCCUCUGGCCUCCUACCUGCUCCAGCCUUUCCUGUGAGUGCCCAGGGUGUGAUGUGUGGAAGAGCCUAUAAGCAGGGUGAGCCUCCAUUGUGUCUCCAGUUCUUGGGGUUCUGUAUUCGCACAGAAGCCCACACUUGGUCUUAAGCAAUUUUCUAAUAAGGUUGUCUGAUUCUUCUCGUCCACUUUUACAGCAGCUCCAUCUUCCUCCUGUUCCUUGUCAAGGGUGAGCCAAUUACCCUGUCUAUCCUUGGAUUUCAGACUGGUUGAUUACAUCGCAAUUUCAGCUCCCUGAUAGAUUUAAGAACAGUGAUGAUUUUGUAGGUCAUUCGACGUUUCUGUUUUUAGGUUAGGGGCAAUGCUCUUCCCAGAUUGCUACAUGCUAGGCGGAACCUUACCCUUGUAUGAUUUUGCCUCAGCUCCCACAUCUGUAAAAUGGCAUGAUAAUAGUAGCUACCUCCUAUCAUUAAUACAUAUAAAGGUAUAGGGGAAUGCAGUUCACAUAAGUGCUAUGCAUUGUCUUCCAUUAUUAUUUUUAUUGUUUAUAUCUCUUUUAAUGAAUUUGUUACAUUGGUUGAUUUUUGCUGUAUUGCUUUUCUCCCAGUGGUUUGAAAGUUACUUCUAAUUUUCUUCAGAUUAUCCUAAUUUUUUUUUCUUUUUUUUUUUGUUGAGACAAAGUCUUGCUCUUGUUGCCCAGGCUGGAGUGCAGUAGCACAAUCUAGGCUCACUGAAACCUCCACCUCCUGGGUUCAAGCGAUUCUCCUGCCUCAGCCUCCUGAGUAGCUGGGAUUACAGACGCCUGCCACCAUGCCUGGCUAAUUUUUGUAUUUUUAGUAGAGACAAGGUUUUACCAUGUUGGCCAGGUGGGUAAAUUUUUUUCCUUAUAAACCACUUUUUCAUUGAAAUGAAACAUACAUAGAGAAAAGUGCAUACAUAAUUCGAGCAUUUUCAUAUGUGUUUAAACUCCCAUUAUUCUAUCAACAAAUAUUAAUAUCUUUAUCUAUGUUUUCACCUUGAACCAGACAAGAACUGUAGUGUGCUUGUACUUCCCUUCUUCUUGUCUCCUCCUCCAUCUACCCCUUACAUCCACUGUGUUACAAUCUGCUGGGAUUUUAAUCCCAGAUACUGUAUUUUUUUUUUUUUUUACAGUAUGCAGUACAAAGUAUUUAGUAUUAAAAUUGACUUUUGCUGGUUUCUUUGCUUACUUUUUUUUUCCAGCCAGGAAACAAUACAGAACUCUCAAAGAACUCAUCAAUCACACUGUAGUUUAAAACCAGUGAUGUUCCUGGAGUUGGGUUCCAGAUGUUCCUGGAGUUGUGCAGUGCACGGUCCACUCAACAGCACACACUGAUCCUGCUUGAAUGUCCCUGUCAUGAGUUCCAUUUGCAUUUUGCUGCAGUGAAUCCAUGAUGAUUCUUUCAAUAAGGAUCCGUGGAUGGAAAACCCAGUGAAUAUUUGCAUUUCUGAAAAUAUCUUAAACUUGUCUGUCCUCCCCUUUACCACUUUUUAGACACUGCAAGAACCCUAGAACAUGUUAAUUCCUCCCACCUCAUGCUGUCAUUAUCACUUAUUCUAAUUCCACAUCUAUUUAGAACUCCAGAAGACAUUAUUAUUGUUGUUCUAUGCAGUCAGUGUCCAUUUAGAUUUACCCGGAUAUGCAGCCUUUUUAUUGUUCUUCAUUCCUUCCUGUACUUCAUACUAUCGUCUGGGACCACUUUUCCUCUGCUGAAGAAAUCCUUUUAGUAUUUAUUUUAGUGUAUGCUUUCUGGCAGUUAAUUCCGCAAACCAAAAAGUGUCUGAGACAGGUCUCAAUCAAUUUAGAAGUUUACUUUGCCAAGGUUAAGAACAAUUCCCGGGAGAAAAAAGCAUGGAAUCACAGAAACAGCCUGUGGUCUGUGCCUUUCUCCAAAGAUGACUCUGAGGGCUUCAGUAUUUAAAGAGGAAAAGUGGGCUAGAGGGGAAAGAGGAAGGGUGUGGUCACAUGACUGAAUGUACAUGAUGCAAGAGAAAAGGAGCCGGUGGGGAGGAGUCAAUUGUGUAUUCAUCUUAUGCCCAGCAAAUUGGCGCUUUCCAUAAGAUAAGGUGAACUUACAGCAGCUACUUGUGGUGAUGUUUAACCUUUUAUCUCUAGCUAUCUGCUUAGAAACUAAAGGAAAGGCAGCUUCUUGGAUGAUUCAGCUUUCAGCUUAAUUUUUUCCUUUUGGCAGAGUGAAUUGGGAUCCCAAGUUUUUAUUUGCCUUUCACAUUUCUCUAUGAUUUGCUUUUUCUGAAAUAUCUUUAUUUCACUUCUGCCUUUAUAUGAUGUUUUCAUUCGGUAUAAAAUUCUAUGUAGAUUAACUGUUUUCUUUCAGCACUUUGAAGAUGUGAAUUCCAUUGUCACCUGGCUUCCAUGGUUCUGUCACAAAGUCAGGUGUAAGUCCUUUAGUUUCUCCUGUAUAUGUCUAGCUUCUAUUCUCUUUGUCUUCGGUUUUCAGCAGCUUUAGUAUGUAACCACGUGUUUUUUUAAUCUAUUCUGAUUGACGUUGAUAGUAUAUUUGUAAUUUAAUCUAUUCUGAUUGAUGUUGAUAGUAUAUUUGUAAUCUGUGUUUUGUUACCUUUGAUCAACUUUCUUUUUUGAGACAGAGUCUUGCUCUGUUGCCCAGGCUACAGUACAAUGGCGUGAUCUCAGCUCACUGCAACUUCCAUCUCUUGGGUUCAAGCAAUUACAGGCACCCACCACCAUGCCUGGCUAAUGUUUUGUAUUUUUAGUAGAGAUGGGGUUUCGCCAUAUUGGCCAGGCUGGUCUUAAACUCCUGACCUCAGAUGAUCCACCCACCUCGGCCUCCCAAAGUGCUGGGAUUACACUGCACCCAGCCUGAAUAUUUUCUUCUGACCUAUCGUUCAGUUCAUUAAUCAUCUCUUUCACUGUGUCUAAUCUGUUUCAAACCCAUCCAUUGAAUUUAUAACUUCAGCUAUUUUUUUUAAAUUUCCAUUAAAUUCUUUAUAUACCCCACUUCUCUGCUGAACAUUUCCAUCUUAUAAUCUAUUUUCUUGAACAUAUUAAUCACAUUAUCUUAAAGUCUGUGUAUGAUAAUGUCAAUAUCCUGUUGACAUGAUAAUCCCAUGGAAUUACUCCUACUAUAUUUAUAUAUAUAUUUUUUGGUUUUGGAUCAUUUGUCUCCUGGUUUUCUUUGUACACUUUAAAUCUGGAUAUUGUAUAUGGAAAUAUUUUAGUUAAUUUGAGGCCCUGGAUGAUGCUAUUUUCCUCUGCAUAUUUCCUUUUGCUUCGGGCUGGCUGUGGGAAAGAGGGCAGAUCAACUUAGUCUGGGAUUGAGCCCUUUGGAAGCUUGGUUUCAGACACUGAGAGGGAGGAUCUACUCACCCCUCAGCCUUCCUCCCCUAUUGCAGCCCUCAGUGCUCUCAGCUGAACGUCUGGGUCACUCAUCAGAGUCUCCCUAUCUUGUGGGCUGUCACCAAUUAUUGUCUCUUCAACCCUAGAAGAUGCAAAAGCUCUGCUCAGUGUGUCAACCUCUUUCCACUGUGUAUGUGAGACUGAAUUGUGUCCCCCAGCAUUCACAUGUUGAAGCCCUGAUCUCCAAUGUGAUUUCAUUUGGAGACAGGACCUUUAAAGAGGUGAUUAAAGUUAAUUGAGGUGAUAAGGGUGGGGCCCUAAUCCCAGAGGACUGGUGUCCUUGUAAAAGGAGGAAGAUACACCAGAGAUCUCUCCCUCUCUGCACACACAGCAGAAAGGCCAUUGUGAGAACAUGCCAAGUUGGCCGCAUACAAGCUGGGAGGACAGGCUUCACUGGACACCAACCCUGAUGGCUCACUGAUUUUGGGCUUCCAGUCUCUAGAACUGUCUGGAGGCUGGGAAAUAACUAUCAGUGGUUUAAGCUGCCCCGUCUGUAUUAUUUAUUAUUAUUUUUUUGAGACAGAGUUUCGCUCUUGCUGCCCAGGCUGCAGUGCAAUGGUGCUAUCUUGGCUCACCACAGCCUCCGCCUCCCAGGUUCAAGCCAUUCUCCUGCCUCAGCCUCCCCAGUAGCUGGGAUUACAGGCAUGCGCCACCACACCUGGCUGAUUUUGUAUUUUCAGUAGAGAUGGGGUUCCUCCACGUUGUUCAGGCUGGUCUCAAACUCCCAACCUCAGGUGAUUUGCCUGGCUCAGCCUCUCAAAGUGCUGGGAUUACAGGCGUGAGCCACUGCGUCCGGCCCCCAGUCUGUAUCUUUUUAUGGAAGUCUAGGCUAACACAGGAUACUAAUCACCAAGUGCCUCAAACGAAAAAAACACUUCCCUUUUUUUUUUGAGGUGGGGGAAGGUCUUUGCCCCUCACAGAAAGACUUGUUUUGGUAGCUAUCUGAUAGCCUUAAACAGAUUUAAAAAAUAUUUUAUACUGAUUUUUGGGCUAUUUUUGUUGGGUUUGUCUGAGGCAACCAGUCCUCUCUAACUGUAAGCAGAAACGUCUCUGAACGCCUCAGGGAUUUCUCCUCACAUGCCACGCAUCUGUGUCAGUCUUCUCACUCAGCCAUUUGAUACUCAGGCGCCCUUUCCAUUUAUGGAGUCAAAUAUUUCUUUAGUUCAGAGAAAUUUCUUAUUUUUAUUUUUUCUUUGAGAUAGGGUCUUGCUCUGUUGCCCAGGCUGGAGUGCAGUGGUGCGACCUUGGCUCACUGCAGCUUCUGCCUCCUGAGUUCAAGCUGAUUGUCCAGCCUCAGCCUUCCAAGGAGCCGGAAUUACAAGCACACACAAUAACACCCAGCUAAUUUUUGUAUUUUUAGUAGAGACGGGGUUUCACCAUGUUGCUCAGGCUGGUUCAACUCCCGACCUCAGUUGGUGAUCCGCCUGCCUCAGCCUCCCAAAGUGCUGGGAUUACAAGUGUGAGCCACCGUGCCUGGCCUCAGAGAUAUUUUCUUCAAUUCUGUCUUUGAUUUUGUCCUGCUUUCCUUUUUUCCACCUUCUCUUGCAGCUCCUGUCAGGUGGAUGUAGCCCUUCCUGUACUGAUGCCCGGUGUCUUGGCCUUCUGACCUUCCCUCUUUUUUUUUUUUUUUGAAAUGGAGUCUCGCCCUGUUGCCCAGGCUGGAGUGCAAUGGCACGAUCUUAGCUCACUGCAACCUCCGCCUCCUGGGUUUAAGCGAUUCUCCUGCCUCAGCCUCCCAAGUAGCUGGGAUUACAGGCAUGCGCCACCAGGCCCAGCUAAUUUUUUUGUGGAGACGGGGUUUCACCAUGUUGACCAGGCUGGUCUCGAACUCCUGACCUUGUGAUCCACCAGCCUCAGCCUCCCAAAGUGCUGGGAUUACAGGCAUGAGCCACUGAGCCCAGCCCCGACCUUUCCUCUCUUAACUUCUCCAUCAUAGGAGAGUCCUGUGAGUUUGUCUCACGGUUCUUUGUGUCCUCAGCCAGGACCCCUCUCCUAGUCAGCACGUGGGUCGAGCUUUCAUGUCAGCAAUCCUGUCACUCAUUUGCCAGUUCCCUGCCUUCUCGUGAGUCUUCUUGUUGGGACCAUCGCCAGGUGUGGCGACCCUCUGGAGGGGCUCUGGCCAUCUGGGUUCUUUACCCUGUGCUCGUGGUAGGCCACGGUUUUUCCUGAGCUCUGGUUCCUCCGUCCAUUCGAUCCCCUUUGGCUGUGUCCUUCAGAAACCUCUUGGUGUUCGGUCCACCAGCGGUGCCCUUUGUGUUCCCACAGCUGCGAUGGAGCCUUUUUGCAUCUUUGCUGUCACAUGAAGCAUUCGGGGCAGGUCAGAGUGUGGGAGACAGACACAGCAUGAAUUGAAUUCAGACCACCAUUGUCUUAUAGCCUGGCUUUUUAAAACCUAAUGUCAUCUGAGCCUCUUUUUCCCUUAUCCAUGACUGUAGUCACGCAUCACUUCGUGACACACCAACUGGCUUAAUUUCGAGUGGUAACACAUUUGGGUUCUGUGUCUCAUGACUUCUAAGCUGUGUGUUUGUCACUUCCACAACACUGAAGCGGGCUGCCAUCAUCCACAGCCUGCCGGAGUUUACUGUGUGUGUGUGCUACCUACGGUCGUGUUGUUCUAUGAUUAACGGUGUCUUGGAGUCGAUAACUCUCUGAACCCUGCCUGCCCUAGGGCACUUCCAGGGCCAGCAAUCUGUGGGCUCUGGGGCGCCACGUCCUCUCGCAAGGGGCUGGUUGCGGAGCCCCCUCCCAGGACAGUCUGAGCUGGCCGCCCACCUCCACAUCCUCUGCUGAGGCCCUGGGCUCCAGGUUCCAGAAGGAAGGGACCACACCUUAUGACCUGCCUGGGACUGGGGCUGACUCUCAGACCCUCUCCCCGAGAGACUUCAGCCGCCUUCCCCCUCUGAAGUGGGGGCUCUAGCCAAGAAAGUGAAUUUUUGAGUAGAAGACGGUUUGUGAAGUUAUGGUCCAUGAAGACUUGUCUCCAUGGCUUUGCGACGUUGCUCAGUUGGCUAAGCCUUUCCCAGGCAGGACAGAUACGGCUCAGACGCUUAGGUUCAAAUCCAGGCCCUGCCAUUUCCCAGCUGAGCCUGUCAAGUGCGGCCUCCCCCGCCUUCGGCCGGGCUCACCAUCAGAUGAGACCUCCGCCACGCCCCGGUUGGCACCACCCUGGCACUCCUGAGGGACGCAGGGGUGUCUGCCCGCAGGUCCGUUCCAUCCGAGGCCCUGGGAUCACAGACAUGGAGGCCGGGGCGGGCCGGGCAUCCCAGGAAUGGCGCCCGCAAGUCCUGGGAGGCCGUCCUGCCGGCCCAGCGCUCCAGCGCGUUUCCCGCGUUCCACGCGGUCCCCGUUCCGCCGGCACUGGCGGCGUCCAGCCUGGGUUUGCCCGCGCUCGGCGACGUGGCGGCCUGGCCAAGCUCGGCGCCGCUCACCAGCGCUGACCUGGGGGUGGUUUGACCUCCCAGUGCCUCAGUUUCUUCAUAGGUAAAAGGGGUCUUCUUGAGGACGGGUUUGGAUGGCCCGGGGCAGCCCCGUAGGACCGAUGGCCAAAGGAGCCCGGCCUGGGGCUGACAGGAAACCGCGGCUGCAGGGAGGCGGGUGGCGCCCCCAAUCGUCUAGGGUGCUGGCCCGAUUCGCGCGGCCUCCGCGGACGGGACCCCGAGGGCCGCCUUCUCCGCUCUGUCCGCGGCUCCUGAGAGGGAACGUCACCCACAGGGUCCUCCCUUCUCCGCCCCAGGUCCCUGCGGCCAUGGGCGGCGGCCCCGGCCUCACUUCCCGGCGCCCCAGGAACGCGGUCCCCAGGAAAGGAGUCGGGGCCCGGGCGACGCGGGGAGGCGGGCAGGGGUCCCCAGGGCCCAGACUCCCCGUAAACGCUCCUGGCCCGCGCCCCACAGCGCCCUAGAGCGUCCGCACCCGCCGGGGUCGCGCGGGACCCGCCCCGUGACGCAUCUCCAACCGCCCGGAGCCGCGGCCCAGCCUGCGCGCGCCCGACGCCCCGGGGAGCGCGCCUCGUGCACGCGCGCAGCCACGUGACCCCGUGCCGGCCAACGGGAGCGCCGGGAUUUGGGGGAUAAAGCGCGGCCCCGCGCACAGUUGCGGCGGGAGAACGGCGGGGCCGAGAGCGUGACUCGCCCGCUCCGCGUUGCCUGCCCGCGCCGCUCGCGCAGCCAUGUCCGAAGAGAAGCCCAAGGAGGGCGUGAAGACAGAGAAUGACCACAUCAACCUGAAGGUGGCCGGGCAGGACGGCUCCGUGGUGCAGUUCAAGAUCAAGAGGCACACACCGCUGAGCAAGCUGAUGAAGGCCUACUGCGAGAGGCAGGGCUUGUCAAUGAGACAGAUUAGAUUCAGGUUCGACGGGCAGCCAAUUAAUGAAACUGACACUCCAGCACAGCUGGAGAUGGAGGACGAGGACACCAUCGACGUGUUCCAGCAGCAGACAGGAGGUGCGCCGGAGAGCAGCCUGGCAGGGCACAGUUUCUAGGGGGCCUGUCCCCAUCCCAGGCCGUCCGUCCUCGCUUUGCUGUUGAAUGGUGAGCACGUGACCAUGCCGACCACAAAGGCGUCUGCGGAAACUCGAGGACAUUCACCACAAUGAUUUUCCUCUCUUUGAUGUACUUCAAGUGCAACUCAAAACUAUAUCUGCAGGGAUGAAUCUGUAACUUAAAUUGGGCCAAUCAGAAUUGUUAUCUUUGUUCAGGUAAAAUGAGUUGCAAGAUAUUUUGGGUUUUUUUGUGUGCUCAUUUGUGUUUUUCCCCCCCUCCUAAAACAUUUUUUUAACCCCAAAAUUAUAGCCUGAAUGUUCGCUUUUAGUCUGGCCAGGGAUCUGACUCCUGAGUUGGUUGCCUCUCCCCUGCUCACUCCAGUCACAUAGAGAAUUGGUGUUUCCUGCAGUGGGGAUGCAGCUGUUGGACAGGUAUUGGGGGCAAGGUUGGUAGGGAGGGCAGACUGUCACUUGCUGUUACAGGCACAGGUGAUUAAAAUGCUAAAUAUUGCAAAUUUAAGCUUUGUCAGUAUAUGGAAAAGUUGAAGGGAAAAUACUGGAAUGCUUCUUCGAAGGUUAAAAAAUAACCGAGUCUUUUGGUAAUUUGACCCCACAUGCUCUCUGGCCCUCAAGCAUGUAACCUCGGGGUCUGAGGCCCAGGACCCACCCCCCUGCCACCCCUCCCACCCCACUCCCUGCUCAGUACCUGGCGUUGGUACACAGGCAAGGAUUGGCACAACCAAAAUUGGCCUUUUUCUCCCUCUUAAUAUUGAAGAAAUUCCCACAUUUCUCAUUUGGUAAUGGUGUUGUGGCCUCAGAUUUCUUCUAGUAUUUGCUUCUGAUGAAUAAUUAUGGUCUAUACAUAAAAAACUAAGAUUAAGUAUUGCUGAAUUUGCAGUUAACGUUGUCGUAUAUACGAGCUACUUCCAAGUGUGGUUACAAAUGAACCCAUGGAAUGAUGACUUCAUGUUCUUCUCGUGGGUUUGUGCCGUGCUGCUUUCCAAAUAUGUAUUGAAUUUAUGCAUUAGUCUGGUGAUUUCAGUUCUGUGAAAUAUUUUGGGAUCUAUACCAAUUAAACAUUUUCAUAGUUCUGCCUAUUGUCCUUCCCUGAGGCUCCAUUGCUGCUUGGUGGCCAUUCUCUGCCUUUUUAUAGUCACCUGAACAACGACCCAUCAUCUCUUGCUUGCUUGAAAUCUUGCUGAAAUGUUCUCAUUUCCUGUUUGCUGUAUGGGCUCGGGUGGGAUGUUUGUUGGCUCUGUUGUGUUUAUUCACCAAUUUGUACAUUAUUUGUUGUCCUUUACUACUGUAAACAGUAAAUAUAGUUUGGUAUUCUGUC
This is a messenger RNA of Pongo pygmaeus (Bornean orangutan), 10458 nucleotides long. It is a transcript of the gene SUMO3, whose product is annotated as small ubiquitin like modifier 3. Gene Ontology annotation, molecular function: protein binding. The coding region runs from base 8811 to 9122 and encodes 103 amino acids. The transcript is spliced from 4 exons. NCBI's taxonomy places the organism in Eukaryota, Metazoa, Chordata, Mammalia, Primates, Hominidae. The record is from RefSeq and is a predicted model, not a curated record.